This is a messenger RNA of Schistocerca nitens (vagrant locust), 1285 nucleotides long. RefSeq names its product inositol oxygenase-like. The transcript is spliced from 6 exons. Gene Ontology annotation, cellular component: cytoplasm. NCBI's taxonomy places the organism in Eukaryota, Metazoa, Arthropoda, Insecta, Orthoptera, Acrididae. Gene Ontology annotation, molecular function: iron ion binding; inositol oxygenase activity. The record is from RefSeq and is a predicted model, not a curated record. Gene Ontology annotation, biological process: inositol catabolic process. Bases 35 to 913 code for a protein of 292 amino acids.
UUCUACAGCUCGUGGCACCACACCGACCAGCACCAUGGCGUCUGCUAAAGUCAUGAACCGUCCUCUGAUCGACCCUUCGGAGAUCCUGCGUCCGGAACCCAUCCACGCAGGGAAACCGAUCGCCCAGUUCAGGGACUACACCAUCGACGACACGGACCCCAUCAAGGAGCGAGUCCGCAAGCUCUACUACGACAUGCACAAGUACCAGACCGUCGACUUCGUCAAGAAACAGCAUGCAAAGUGGCUGAAGUUCGACAAGUUCCGCGCGCCCAUCAUGGACACGCUGGAGAGGCUGAGCGGCAUGCUGGACCAGAGUGACCCUGACGUCGACGUGCCCAACAUCGUGCACGCCUUCCAGACGGCGGAGCGCAUUCGCGAGGACCACCCGGACUGCGACUGGCUGCAGCUGACAGGACUGCUACAUGACAUGGGCAAGAUAAUGGCGUUCUACGACGAGCCUCAGUGGGCCGUUACUGGAGACACUUUCCCUGUUGGCUGCGCUUGGGCCGACUCCAUUGUCUACAGAAACACCACUUUCCACGAUAACCCGGACACCCACAACCCCAAGUACAAUACGAAGUACGGCAUGUACACUCCCAACUGCGGCCUUGACAACGUGCUGAUGGCCUGGGGACACGACGAAUACGUCUACCGCCUGCUGAAGCACAACGGCUCCAAACUGCCAGAGAUGGGCCACAAGAUCAUCCGCUUCCAUUCCUUCUACCCGUGGCAUUCGUCUGGAGACUACAUGCACCUCUGCAACGAGGAAGACAUGGAAACCCUGAAAUGGGUCCUAGAGUUCAACAAAUACGACCUCUACUCGAAGAGCGACGAGAUGCCCGAUAUUGAGAAGCUGAAGCCAUACUACCAGAGCCUCAUCGACAAGUACGUGCCUGGCGUCCUCAAUUGGUAGACUACAAAUAACCAGUCCUGUCAUAGGCUCACCAUUCCCAGCGAAACAACUAAUUUAUUUGUUUGUGCUAAUUAUUAAACGCACUUUCAUCACUGCCGAAAAACAGAUUGCUCAAAGACAGCGUUCUGUGCAUUUCAUGCUUUCAUAGUGACAGUUUUGCUCAAAUAACGUAUUUAUUAUUGUCACCUGUGAGGAAUUUGUACAAUUAACCUUUAAGUAUAAAUUUACGUGGACUAUUAUGCACAAUAGGUUUAAGUGUUUUGGGCAUAUGUUCUAAUUAUUAUACCUCAUACAGGACAUCAUCAUGCUGCUAGUAGCUAUUAAACGUAAUGAAUUUCUAUUUGUCCAAUGCAAGUACGAAAUAGUUCUAUU